CCCGGCACCUCGGGGUGGGCUGGGGGUGGGAGCCAUGGACUCGGCGCCAGCCUUCGCCAUGGACAAGCCGUUCGCCCCCGGCACCGUGCGCGGUCCGGAGCCUCCCGAAAACCCCCAGGGCCGGAAAAACUUCAGCGUGAGCCACCUCCUCGACCUGGAGGAGGUGGCGGCCGGCAUGAACGGGGCCCCCCCCGCCGGCCCCCCACCCGCCGGGGGCGGCAAGGCUAUGCCGGAGCCGUCGGGAGGCAGCAGCGGCAGCGAAGCAGCGCCCCAGGACGGCGAGAGCCUGAGCCCGAGCCGCGGGGCGGCCAAGAGGAAGAAGAAGCAGAGGAGGAACCGCACCACGUUCAACAGCAGCCAGCUCCAGGCUCUGGAGAGAGUCUUCGAGAGGACGCACUACCCCGACGCCUUCGUGCGGGAGGAGCUGGCCAGGAGGGUGAACCUCAGCGAGGCGAGGGUCCAGGUCUGGUUUCAGAACCGGAGGGCCAAGUUCCGCCGUAACGAGAGGGCGAUGCUGGCCAACAGGUCGGCGUCGCUCCUCAAGUCCUACAGCCAAGAAGCCGCCAUCGAGCAGCCCAUGGCACCACGGCCCACGGCGCUCAGCCCCGAGUACCUCUCCUGGACCAGCACCUCCCCGUACAGCACUGUGCCGUCCUACAGCUCCAGCGGGACCGCGACGCCCACCCAAGGGGUGAACAUGGCCAACAGCAUCGCCAGCCUGCGCCUCAAAGCCAAAGAGUUCAGCCUCCAUCAGAACCAGGUGCCGACCGUGAACUGACCGGGGGAAACCCCCCCGUGGCCUCAUCCAGGACGCAACGUGGGGUCCUGCGCCGGCCGGCACCACCCCGCCGCCCGCCCGCCCCGUGUGCCGCCCACCCGACGGCUCAGCACCUCUCCUCUCCUCUCCUCUUCCCUUUUGAAGGUAGAGUCAAGUCCCAGUCCGAAGUGGCACAUAAUUAUAGCCACAUAUGGAGCAAACUUGGUUAGAAACUCGCUUUUCCGCACACCCUUAUAAUAAAGGCUAUAUAUACACACACAUACCCCCCGCACGCUCUUCGAGGACAAACAGACUUGCCAAGCGAACAAGAAUUUGCUUCCAAACAUGGAAGGAUCUUGGACUUUUGGAUUUGACCAAUUUGGGUAUCUUGCCCGGAGAGCCAAAGAGUUAUUGGGUCUUCUCCUCCCGCAGGGCCGGCACGCAGCGCCGGGAGGAUCACGAAGCUGUGCGAGGCCCAUUUUUAGGGCCCCCCCCUUUGUGCCGGGCUGCGACCCGCGGUGCUCGCCCGUGCAGCCGAAGCCGACCCGUGCCUUUGCUUCCUUGUGCAUCGCCAGCCGUGGGGCUCGGCAGAGACUUUUGCAAGCCAAGGGCUCUUUCCCAGUGCCUGUUCUACCGGGCUGUGCCCCUCCCCAGAGGAAUGAGCAAGGUUGGAGCAUCCCAAAAUCCUCACUGGGAGCCCUCGAGCUGUGGGGGGACAUCGCCGCGCCCCGGCCAGGCACCGCCGCCCCACGGCCGUGGGUUUGCCAACAAUCCUGCAGAGCCCCAGGUCAUUGAACCGUCCCAGGGAAAGAGAAAAUUGGAAAAAGCUGUUGGUUUCAGCUGAGUAGGCGGCUCCCGGUGCUUCGUGCCAACGGCAGAGCCGGCUUCGUCUUCCGGAGGCACAGCCUCCCCGGCGGCAGCUCCGCAGAUGUGCCGCGGAGCCCGCGGCCGGAGGCUCCAUGGGGCAUUUUUGUGUUUGUGCCGAAAGGAAAUGGUUUCUCCCCCGCCCCACCCCGGCACGCAGCCGAACGAGGGGGCUCUCUCUUGCAAAGCGGGCACGGGGAAGGCAGCCUCGCCCCGGGCCUCCAACAUGGAUGCUGCAGCAAUGCGGUGGUGGAGGUUGGAGCCCAGGGACAGCGUCCUCGGGAGGCCACGGCACCCAACGCAAGGAGCAGCAGCCAGGUGACAGCUCAGACGGGUGGCCUGGGAGGAGAAGGCACCAGCCCUACCUCUGCAGAAGGGCUUUGCAGAGGAGCAAAUACCGAGCGAGCAAAUUUAAGAAUCACAGAAUUGUAGGGGUUGGAAGGGACCUCAAGAGAUCAUCAUGGAAAUGCAGCAGCAGAGCUCAGGGCGAACGCAGGGAUCACCAAGAUAAGCACCCACCAGUGUGCAAAGCCAAGGACAAAAGUACCCAAACCCCUCACGUGCCCC
This is a messenger RNA of Oxyura jamaicensis (ruddy duck), 2188 nucleotides long. RefSeq names its product paired related homeobox 2 (gene PRRX2). The transcript is spliced from 4 exons. Gene Ontology annotation, biological process: regulation of DNA-templated transcription. NCBI's taxonomy places the organism in Eukaryota, Metazoa, Chordata, Aves, Anseriformes, Anatidae. The coding region runs from base 35 to 778 and encodes 247 amino acids. Gene Ontology annotation, molecular function: DNA-binding transcription factor activity, RNA polymerase II-specific; DNA binding. The record is from RefSeq and is a predicted model, not a curated record.